AUGCGGCACGUUGAUCUGUUCGGCCCUCUUUAUCGACCUGGACCGUCUCACCCGGCCCCGAUGGAGGUCGACGUGGAGGAAGAUUCCGCAGCAACGGAUGACCUCAUUGCCCUUAUCGACGAGGCAGUAAGGGACCUAGACGUGGAGCCAGGGAACCAACGGACGAAUGACCAUGAAAGAGAAAUGAAAGUCGAGUCCGAUAGGCCGGUUUCUCCAUGUCUAUCAAUCGCGGCUUCGGACUCUUGGGAAAUGAUUGAUGAAAGACUGUGCGAAGAACGAGGAGACGAUACGGUGAAAGAUAUCGAACCGAGGGAGAGUAUUGAAAUGGAAGCCGAGACUUCGUCCCUGAAACAGAGUGGAACACCGCGAGGAGAAUACGACGGUGAAACACGCAAUACAAAGGCGACCGAAAAAUGUAAAAGGAAAAAAGAGACACCCGAAGAGAAUAAGAAUAUAUUCCGAAGAUGGGAAGUUCAAGAGGUCUGUUUAUUUAUAGCGGAUAAUGUGAACAAAGAAGAUUUGGUAGCCAAAUAUACUUCCUCAUGUAAAAAACAUGGAGCGAGGCCAAUCAGCCGGAUUAUUUCUCAGCUUCAGACGCUGGAUUAUGAUCAAGACCGAAACGAGUGUCUUGACCUUAAAGAUGAAAUACUUGGACCUGCGGCGUGUGAAACUCUGGAAGAAAUAUUGAAAAGAAUUCAGUUUGUAACAAUAAACCUAGAAGGCACAAACAUUGACGAUGAGUCAGCGGUGGCUCUUUUUGACAUGAUGGAAUAUUAUGAGUCAGCAGUACGGUUGAAUAUUACCGGGAAUCACUGUAUCGCAACGAGAGGUUGGCAAGCUUGUUCACGCUUGAUCAAACGGACAAAAUGUUUGGAAGAGCUGGAUGCCAGAAACACUACUCUAAAUGAACAAUUCAUGCCAAUUCUUAGUAGAGCUCUGCGGCUGUCAACGCAACUUCACGUCCUCAAGCUGGAGAAUUGUAACCUUAGUGGACGUCCCGAUCGUAAUUCUUGUUGUGUUUUGUAUCAAACCCUACUAACAUCUGCCGCAUUGAAACUUAACACAGGGUUAAAGGAAUUGUACCUGGGAGAGAACUACCUGAUGCCAAACGAUGCCGCUCAGUUGAGUGCUCUGCUCAAAGUGAACACUGUACUCCAGCUGUUGGAUAUCAGCAAUAACAACAUACAGGACGAGGGACUGGGUCAGAUCGUUGAGGGGUUGUUGGAACAGAACACUGCGGGUGGAGGGUUGCAAGUGUUGAUAAUGUGGAACAACCACUUGAGUCGGAGUUGUGGACAUCAUCUGUCCCGGAUCUUCACGGCCUCUACAUCGCUCGAGACCGUCAACAUCGGCCAAAAUGUCCUUAGCAAUGAGGUUUUACAUGUGAACAAACUAGCCCUACAGCAGAACCGGACUCUGCUAAGAUUGGGAAUGCAAUCAACACACCUGACUUGUGAAGGAGCCGUUGCUCUGGCAGAGAUCAUAGCUGACAAUCGCACCAUUCAGAGGAUAGACCUGCGAGACAAUAACCUGCAAGUCGCAGGGUUGAUGGCGCUGGUGCUUUCUAUGAGAGUGAACCAGAGCGUGACACAGUUGGACCUGGAUGACAUGCCUCGGCGCAAACAUUCUAUGGGUCCAGCACUGGACGAAUACAUGAGGCUCGUAGCAGAAAUCAGAGGUCACUGUGAAGCCAAUUCUAAGACCACAGAAAAACAGGAGGAUGUUGUGGAAGAAGUAGUGAAGGAAGAGGCUUUGGUACCCAACAUAGAUCGACGGUCCAGAAUGGGUAGUUUUGCCACCAGAAAGAUCUCUCUGACGUGUGAGACGCUUGCCAGGAGCCACGCGAUGCCGACCCCAGAACCCAGUCAGCAGCUGUUGACGGAACCAAAGCGUACGGGAGGCAGGCUGCGGAGCCCCGCACCCUCUCCGAUUCCGAGUCCUGUUGCAAGCCCUUCUCCCACCCGCAGCAGAUUUCAAGUGUCACGAGUGUCCGAGUCCGAGUCUCCUGUUACCCCACCAUCAUCAUCCCCCAAUGUGUUCUUCGGCUCAAACUCAAGAUUUAAAGUGACUGUCGUGGACUCGGGCACGCCUACAAAUCCAACAACGGUUCUAACCUCAAAUAAUGUCACAGUCGGCUUUGAAACGUCUUCCACUCUUUCCCCAAAAGUGUCCGUAAGCCCGGCUCCAUCCCCUACUCCCAUUCCUGCCCCUCUGCUCUCUUCUAUUCCUUCACUGUUUCCUACUCCUAUGCCAUCACCCAUGCCUUCUCCUCUGGUCUCCCCGACUCCUUCACCCACCUAUAUUUCUCCCCUGUCUACAAUCAAUGUUGGAGAAGCACACCCACUGUUACCCUCACCAGCCGCCUCAAACAAUCAUAAAGAUGAUCUAUCUUCGUCGUCAGCUGAAGUUUCCAAUCGUCCAGAACCUGUUGUUAACGAAUCAGAAGUAAAAGAAUCAGUUGUACAAGAGAGUGAUAAAAACAAGUUCACUAAUACAAUAGCAAUUCCAGUACACAACUUGAGGUUAGAUUCAAGUAGCAGUUGUGAUAGAUAUGAAACAAUUAUUGAAGAACCAAUUCCAGACUCUAGUACGAGCAGCACAUCCACUGUCCAAUCGUUGCCAGAAAAAGAUAGCUUAAGCGGUAGUGGUAAAGUUAGUUCCCGUAGUACUGUCUCACCACCAAAAGUAUGUAAAUUGAGAUCUGAAUCAGAAGAAAGUGAUUUGUACAUGAAUAGAAAACUUCCUAAAGCAACGGACAGUUUAGAUUUGUCUGCCCUGAGAGUUAUGAAACAAGCAUCCGUUUCAGUACCUGAAAAACCACCUGUACCGUCCGCGAGAUCAAGAAAAAUUGCUUCAUGGGUGCAGCCAAGUGCUGUGUUUUCCGCCUUGACCCAGGACGACGGAGGAAAAACAAGUUCCGGUUUAGAAAGACUCUUAGGCCUUUUCACGAAUCCGUUUUCUCGGUCAAAAGCGGAUGAGGAGCCUACGCAACAGCUUGAACGUGUACCUGAAGUUCCAGAGGGUCCGACCCAGAUUUGUGAUAACCAAGUGGAAUCAACCUGUACAAACGCAAAUACCACUUUAAAUUUAACCGAACACUUAAGUAAAAUGUCAUUGUUGUCCUCGCUAAGUAAAGGUAUGCAACUGAAAAACAAUGAUAACCCGAAUGAAAAAUUCAGUGAAAUUCACACAAAUGAUAGUAUUAAAAACUCUUUGCCAAAUGAAAAUGAGGAUUGUGGUUUAAAAUCGGAAAGUAGGAGUGAUAACUGUCCCGUGGGGUCCUGUCCUUCGAGAAAUGGCUGUGAGCUGAAAUGUGAUAAGCAAGAUUUAAAUAUUCCUUUUCUUUUUAAUAAUAAUGACGGGUUGAGUGAUGCUGACACCGGAGGUGUCAAGUGCGAGACGUGGCCCCAGGGAACCAGCAUGACACAUCUGAGUCUGAUUCAUCAAACUCAGAGCCAGAGCUCUCCUUGCCUCACAGCUCUGGUCUUCCUCAACAGCAACGUAGCCACCAAUCUUGCAGCUGAAAUAAAGAAGAUGUCUCCACCUGCCAGUGACGAUACAGUGGAUUCUACGAAAAAUAUUUCUUUGGCUCUGUGAACUUGAACCUACUACAGUAGAGGUAAAAAGGUUUGGAUAAAUCAAGUUUCAGUAAACGUAUACGAAAUGUCUUUUCAUUCACGAGGAGUUCCUGUUUUAAUCGUGUUACAUCCGUAAUCAGUUAAUUUCUUCCAAAUCAAGUUAGGCAGUGCAAAUUUCCAUUAGACUCUACGCGUAAAGGAUGAAGGAUAGACUGAAGUGAAAGGUGAUGUGAAAUAUGUUAAAAUAAUUUUUAACACUUUGAGUGCUGGCCC
Molecule: messenger RNA, 3851 nt
Organism: Homalodisca vitripennis (glassy-winged sharpshooter)
Lineage: Eukaryota; Metazoa; Arthropoda; Insecta; Hemiptera; Cicadellidae
Product: protein phosphatase 1 regulatory subunit 37-like
Exons: 12
Coding region: 1-3597 (1198 amino acids)
Molecular function (GO): protein binding
Source: RefSeq, a predicted model, not a curated record